Paramuricea clavata is the source of this 1531-nucleotide messenger RNA. The record is from the annotation of a GenBank genome assembly. Lineage: Eukaryota; Metazoa; Cnidaria; Anthozoa; Malacalcyonacea; Plexauridae.
UAAUUUGGACAGUAAUGCUGGCAAUAUUCAACAUCAUUCCCAUCACUAUCAUUGUCAUAGGUGAGUCUUGAAAAUCAGGCAAAUAUAUCAAUCGGGCAAAUGUAUUAAAUGUAUCAGUAAUGACAUGGAUCAAUGGACAUUGGGACUAUAGUCUUCCUCACCCAUUUCCGCUCAGUAAGUUACAUUGCCCUUUCCAAUGAAGUCUCUUUAAUCUAAACUUUGCCUUGCAACAAUCCAAAAGCAUAUAUAAUGAACACUUUCGAUGUGGGGCUAUUUGGUCCACUAAGCUAAUGUCCAAUCUUAGGUUCCAAAUAGCAAUUCUUACCUUGCGCACUCAAUGUUUAAGGUUUAAGACCCCUCAUCUGUGUUAGAAAAUCUUAGAGCCCCCUAAGUCACCCCCACCACACCCCCCGACAUAAUUAAUGAACACUCCCCUAGCCCCAAUUCUGACGCUAACAUUACCCUAACUAAAGCAAACUUUGUGUUUAUUUUAAAAACGUUCCUCUCGUCCAUCCCAUUUAGCCAUCAUCUUCUUCUUUCAGGUGCUGUGUACUUGGACGAAUGUCGUAUUGAACGUAUGAUUCCUGUAUUUCUGAUUGUUCAUGGUUCAGUCUAUUUACUUCGCUAUACAGUCACCACUUGUCUACGUGUCGGUACGAAAAAUGAUGAAGAAAUCGAUACGGAAAAGGAUGUGGAUACAAUACGAUUCUUCAAUGUCUUUCUUUUCUUUAUUGAUCUGUUUCUCGUUAUUUGGUUCAUAGUGGGCAGCGUAUGGGUUUAUGGCCAUUUCUCUGAUGUGCAGUAUCACGAUAGCAACGGGCCCUCUUACUGUAGCCGUGUUGCCUACCUGUUCGCAUUCUGGUUCACUACCAUUCAUUAUAUUGUUCUUGGCAUGUGUAUGUUCUGUUGCCCAUGCAUCAUUUGUUACUAUUACGCAAGAGUUCAAUAUUGAAUAAAUAUAUGUAUCCACUGUUCCGUUCAGAAUUACAGUUAGAUAAAUUAAAGAUAUUGACAAUAAAAGUAUAAUAGCAAAUUCAUGCAGUUGGGAUAGAAAAAUUUAGCUUGGUUCACAAUUAAAUGUAAAUUGACCAUUUCAGAUCACGUGUCCCAACCGAUUCUUUGUUUACACACGUAAAAACGCGCAAAUUUGUUAUAGAUUUGCAAACAAGUUGUAACAUUGUUGUUGUCAAGCUGAUAUCGGGACGUGUUUGCAUUGAUUGUCCCAGUUGUUGUGACAAGUCUCCAACAAGUUCUUGUCACCUUGCUGAAAGGUUGAUGACGGUAACAGAUCUAGAUAUAGUACAAAUUGUCCGAACAGGCCUAAAGCCUGGUUUCCAGUCACGUGUUUUUCAUACGUGCGUAUACGCACGGAAAAGUUGAAAUAUCUUUAAUUAGUAUUUUUGCACAAGUGAAUAUAACAAAUCCUACAAGUUGAUUGGUCAAAUUUGAUGUAUUAAGCCGUUAUAUUCACCUACAGGUGAAUAAUUAUAACAAAACCGAAAUUUUCAAAAUGGCGGCUAGCCGUUUUGUU